AUGAUUAACAAAUCCAAGUCAUCGGUAUCAAAGUCCGACCACAAUCAUCACAUCUACGAUCGGUCAAUUACCGCGCAUACAUUCUUUGCCGAACAGUCUACGAAAUACGGCACUCGUCCCGUGGCGAGUCAUAGGAAGAUGCAUAUUCAUACCGUAGAGGGUCAAGAGCCCUGGAUUAAACCUUACUAUUGGUUUCAUUUGAAUUUGGCUGGUUCUGAUACAAUAUAUUUUAUUAGGAUUAAAAGAAUUCAAAAGGAACCAGAAUAG
Melampsora larici-populina 98AG31 is the source of this 267-nucleotide messenger RNA. RefSeq lists its product as uncharacterized. The record is from RefSeq and is a predicted model, not a curated record. The transcript is spliced from 3 exons. Lineage: Eukaryota; Fungi; Basidiomycota; Pucciniomycetes; Pucciniales; Melampsoraceae. The coding region runs from base 1 to 267 and encodes 88 amino acids.